AUGGAUCUGAAUGAGGAAGACGAGAGCGUAAAUGAAAGUGGUAGGCUGUUCUUAGUCACCGCGGGUGCACCGCGCGAUCCUUUAGUAUCAGCUGGUGCAAUCGUAGCAUCGGCAACGAGUGUCCCGGACGAUAUCAACCAGGGUGACGACCUGCAGUCGAGUGCCUUGGCCAGUCUGAUCGGCAGCGCGCAAUCCACCUCGGUUUGCUUCCCUACGAAAUUCACGUUUGAUUUCUCGACUAGUUCUGAAAGCGAAGAAAGGCCAUCCUGCGUCAUCGGCAAGAGAAAACAGCGUAGAUACCGCACCACAUUUUCCAAUUUCCAACUAGAGGAGUUAGAACGUGCUUUUCAGAAGACACAUUAUCCGGACGUAUUUUUUCGCGAGGAGCUCGCAGUUCGUAUUCAAUUGACAGAAGCUAGAGUACAAGUGUGGUUCCAAAAUAGGAGAGCAAAAUGGCGCAAGCAGGAGAAGCAGUGCAAAAUCGCGACUCACAUGACGUCACAUUUACCAUCGUCCGAUUGUCAAGAUAUACAGCAACAUCAAUCGCAGCAACAAUCAGAUCAUCUGUUAUUGGAAUCACCAUGCAGUCCGCCUCCUAUAUACCUCGGUAUGGAAUGGGCGGGUUUCUCUCCUUAUAACAACACAGACAGCGCGUCAUCUCUUAUCAUGAAUAAGCCACCAGAUGCAGAGGCUGAUAAUAAUCCACUGCUCGAUCCAGAAUUAUUACAACUAAAACCUCCACGUUCUUAAUAAUAUUAAGAUUAUAUAAAUAUAUAUAAUAUAUACAUAACACACACAUAUAUUACUCGCAAUAUGGAUAAUACUCGUUUCUGAGAAGAGGGAGAAUUACGUUUCCUGAGAAGAGAAAAAGUUAUGUGAUAUAUUAGACAUAAAUAGAAAGAAUAACAAACUUAUAAUGAUGUUAAGCAAAGAAAAUAUUUGUGAUGCAUGAAUGCAAAAUUGCAUGAAAAUUUAUAAAUUAUUACUAUGGAUUAUCUCAAAUCCUGACUGAAAUGUAUU
This is a messenger RNA of Camponotus floridanus (Florida carpenter ant), 1020 nucleotides long. Its product is annotated as homeobox protein ARX. The transcript has 3 exons. NCBI's taxonomy places the organism in Eukaryota, Metazoa, Arthropoda, Insecta, Hymenoptera, Formicidae. The record is from RefSeq and is a predicted model, not a curated record. Gene Ontology annotation, molecular function: DNA-binding transcription factor activity, RNA polymerase II-specific; RNA polymerase II transcription regulatory region sequence-specific DNA binding. Bases 1 to 750 code for a protein of 249 amino acids. Gene Ontology annotation, biological process: regulation of transcription by RNA polymerase II.